This is a messenger RNA of Monopterus albus (swamp eel), 743 nucleotides long. Its product is annotated as dual specificity protein phosphatase 26-like. The record is from RefSeq and is a predicted model, not a curated record. Gene Ontology annotation, molecular function: MAP kinase phosphatase activity; protein tyrosine/serine/threonine phosphatase activity. The coding region runs from base 1 to 603 and encodes 200 amino acids. Gene Ontology annotation, cellular component: cytoplasm. The transcript has 3 exons. Lineage: Eukaryota; Metazoa; Chordata; Actinopteri; Synbranchiformes; Synbranchidae. Gene Ontology annotation, biological process: protein dephosphorylation; negative regulation of MAPK cascade.
AUGCAGGGCAGAGUCACUGAAUUUUCUGUGACACAGAUCCAGAUUAUCAUCACGCUGUCCCUCAAGAUUCCAGUUCAUACAGAGGCUCUGGUCCAGGGGCCUCCUGAUCCUUGGACCCCUGGGCCUGUACCCGGUAGGCCCUUUCAGCAAUCCAUCCAGGUCUGCAACCUUUUACAGAGUGUUCUGUUUUUCAGACACAGUGCCGAGAGCCGGGCUGAUCUAAUCACGCGACAAAUCACUCAUGUCCUGAGUGCAGCCCACAGUAAACGCAGAGGACCUCCAGAAAUCUACGAGGUCAUGAAGAUCACCUACAUGGGCAUAGAGGCUCAUGACUCCUGCGAUUUUGACAUAAGCGUCCACUUUUGUGCAGCAGCUGACUUUAUCCACAGAGCUCUCAGCAGUGGAGGUAAGGUAUUGGUGCACUGUCAUGUAGGAGUAAGCCGUUCUGCGACCUUGGUCCUGGCUUACCUGAUGCUGAAGCAAAACCUGACUCUUGUGGAGGCUAUCUGUGCUGUGAAAGAUAAACGGGGCAUCAUCCCUAAUCGAGGUUUCCUCCGACAACUCAUCAAACUGAAUGGCCAGCUUUUUGGCAUGCUUCACUGAACCCUGUCUGAAACUAUAGCAUCACUGUUCAGCUUGCAUGGGGCCUAAAGUAAAAAUAUACUAUACAUAGAUACAGUAGCCCAGACAUUCUCCACAAUGUUGAGAAUAUGAGAUGCAGUGAUUGCAUUCAAAAUGUAAAC